Callorhinus ursinus (northern fur seal) is the source of this 1975-nucleotide messenger RNA. NCBI's taxonomy places the organism in Eukaryota, Metazoa, Chordata, Mammalia, Carnivora, Otariidae. The record is from RefSeq and is a predicted model, not a curated record.
GGGGCUCCGGCUCACAGCAGAGUUCCCUGUGUAAGAACUCCGACCUCAGCCAUCGCCCCUACUCCGCGCUCCUUUCACACGCCACGCCUGGGCUGGGGGCUAUGUCCUGGCUUGUCUUCCAAGAACCUCGAGAGAAGAGAGCACGUAGUAGGUGCUUGGCACUUAUGCUUUACUAGGGCUGGACCCAGAUCUCUAAGAAGGUUCAAGGAAAAUCUGCAGACCUGGAUUUCAAGGCUUGCCAGGUGCUUAGUAUGACUGGGAAUGAAGCCUCCUGGGCUGUGUGACAUGUCCUCAGAUGGACAGACAAUAUUUUAAUAGAAUAAUGAAGUUUGAUGAUAUGGAAAUCAGCAUUGGCAUUGACCUUCCAGUCACGGUGUACAGACCCUGGUUCUCCACAUCCGUAGGACUCAUGGAGAACAUUGUCAAGCAAGAGGCCACGCCAAACCGAAUUACAAGAAUACCCCCUGAAGUCGUUCAUCGGCUCCCCUGGCCACUCCAGCUCCACGUCCAUGAGCCCAUCGGCAGCCCUGUCCACAGGGAAGCCAAUGGACAGCCACCCCAGCUACACGGACACCCCCGUGAGUGCCCCACGGACUCUGAGUGCAGUGGGGCCCCCCCUCAACGCCCUGGGUUCUCCAUAUCGAGUCAUCACAUCUGCCAUGGGCCCGCCGUCGGGAGCGCUGGCAGCGCCCCCAGGAAUCAAUCUGGUCGUCCCGCCCAGCUCCCAGCUAAAUGAGGUCAACAGUGUCAGCAUUUCAGAGGACAUCAAGCCCUUACCAGGGCUUCCUGGGAUUGGAAACAUGAACUACCCAUCAACCAGCCCCGGAUCUCUGGUGAAACACAUCUGUGCCAUCUGUGGGGACAGAUCCUCAGGAAAGCACUACGGCGUGUACAGUUGUGAAGGCUGCAAAGGCUUCUUCAAGAGAACCAUAAGGAAAGACCUUGUGUACACCUGCCGUGAUAAUAAAGACUGCCUCAUUGACAAGCGUCAAAGGAACCGGUGUCAGUACUGUCGCUACCAGAAGUGCCUGGUGAUGGGCAUGAAGAGGGAAGCUGUGCAAGAAGAAAGGCAGAGGAGCCGGGAGCGGGCCGAGAGUGAGGCAGAAUGUGCCAGUAGUGGCCAUGAUGAUAUGCCUGUGGAGAGGAUUCUAGAAGCUGAACUUGCUGUCGAACCAAAGACAGAAUCCUACGGUGAUAUGAACAUGGAGAACUCGACGAAUGACCCUGUUACCAACAUAUGCCACGCUGCUGAUAAGCAGCUUUUCACUCUUGUUGAAUGGGCCAAGCGCAUCCCCCACUUCUCUGACCUCACCUUGGAGGACCAGGUCAUUCUGCUCCGGGCAGGGUGGAAUGAGCUGCUGAUUGCCUCCUUCUCCCACCGCUCCGUCUCCGUGCAGGAUGGCAUUCUCCUGGCCACGGGCUUACAUGUCCACCGGAGCAGUGCCCACAGUGCUGGUGUUGGCUCCAUCUUUGACAGAGUCCUGACUGAGCUGGUCUCCAAAAUGAAAGACAUGCAGAUGGACAAGUCGGAGCUGGGGUGCCUGCGAGCCAUCGUGCUGUUUAACCCAGAUGCCAAGGGGCUGUCCAACCCCUCGGAGGUGGAGACUCUGCGGGAGAAGGUUUAUGCUACCCUCGAGGCCUACACAAAGCAGAAGUAUCCGGAACAACCUGGCAGGUUCGCCAAGCUGCUGCUGCGCCUCCCAGCCCUGCGCUCUAUCGGCUUGAAAUGCCUGGAGCACCUGUUCUUCUUCAAGCUCAUCGGGGACACGCCCAUCGACACCUUCCUCAUGGAGAUGCUAGAGACCCCGCUGCAGAUCACCUGAACGCCCCAGCCGCAGCCCCCCCCCCCCCGCCGCCAGGACCACCCCUGGGCCGAUGUGUGUGGACCCCCACCCUGCACACGUUCCCCCGCCUCCCACCCUGACCCCUUCCUGUUCCACAAAUGUGAUGCUUACAAUAAAGAAACCUUUCUACA